This is a messenger RNA of Schistosoma rodhaini, 4527 nucleotides long. The record is from the annotation of a GenBank genome assembly. Lineage: Eukaryota; Metazoa; Platyhelminthes; Trematoda; Strigeidida; Schistosomatidae.
GGAUUUUUAAGGUACUCGUUACGUCAUGCUGUAGGAUUUAUGGGAAAGAAAAACAAAAAUAGAAGAGAACUAUGUCAGACGUCGGAUAAUACUGGAGACAAGGUGAACUUUCGUAACAAUGUGAAAGAAAAUGUGCCUGUCAAAGGUCUUCAUAAUUUAGGCAACACAUGUUAUCUUAAUGCUGCCCUUCAAUGUCUUGCAAGAAGUCCAUGGCUUUUGAAUCUGUUAGUUGUCGAUGAAUCCAGAGAAUCUUCUCUAACUAAACCUAAUGGGGACUCAUUAUGCACAUUAUGUGUUUCCCUACCACUGAUGAAGUGCCCACUAACAACCCAAUUUAAGGAACUUAUUUCUGUUUUAAAGCCUGGUGAGCUGCCAAAUACCAAAAUGAACUCUUCCAACGCAAUUAGUCCUGGGAUGUUUCGAAAUGUGUUUAUUGAACGUUGUCCUCGAUUCAGUGGAUUUAGGCAACAUGAUAGCCAUGAGUUAAUUCGUGCUCUGUUGGACUGCUUAAAACAAGAAGAACUUUCACGCUGGAAGAAGGGCAUUUUACUCAAACUCAAUGUUAACCCAAAAGAUGUUCGUGAUGAUGAGAAAGAGUCUAUUCGCAGUUGGGGAAAAGCAGCUUCGAUAGCCACGAUUGUAGAUCGACUUUUCGGUGGGAUUCUUGUCAGUACAAUACAGUGUUGUUGUUGUGGUACUGUUCGUCCUAAAUUUGAACCAUUUCUGGACCUUUCACUGUCUGUUUCUGAAACGAAUGUUUCAAAACGCAAUAUAAAUGAAUCUGUGUCUAAACAGCAUUCUAAAGGUGCCUCCAGUUCCAAACAACUUCGGAAAAAGGAACGUAAACGUAAAGCUCCAAAACAACGGAAACGUCAAAAUUUCAUACAUGAUUAUCAAUCAGAUCAGGGAUGUUUAGAUCAGUGCAGUUCAGAUUCAGAUAGUCAGAAAACAAAACAUAACCACCAACCACUGGACACAUUUAUUGCAAAAUGUUGUGCUGAUGUAACAGAUCCAAAUGUAGAUAGUAAGCAUGUCGAGAACGUGGAUGGGGAUCUUGUUGUAAAUGAGCAUCAACAUGAAGAUAAUAAUGGCAACAAUGAUGUGAAUUUGCUCAAUUCAAAUGAAUGUGAGCUUUCAAGCGAGACAUUAAACCAAGGUUCUUGUGAUGAAGUAGCAUCAUCGGACGGGAAUUGUGCAGACGUUGAAGGUAGUGAUCGAUAUGACAGUGUUGUAUCUCUGCAAGUAAUUCCAAAUGGCUGUGAUGGAAAUGUAAAACAGUCAGAGAUAAAUCAUAUCAACACAGAAUUGGAAAAGUUAUCUUUGAAUACAGUUGUAUCGUCACAGUUGUUUUCAUGUGAUUCAGAUGAAUUAAAUCAAGCUAUUCAUUAUGCACGAGUUCCACUUGGUCAGAAUAGAAGUAACAAUUCAACAGAAGAAGGAGUUACUUCUAUUUAUGAAUGUCUUUCAAAAUAUACUUCUGCUGAAUUAUUAACAGGAUCUAAUCGUUUAAUUUGUGAUGUAUGCACAAAACAAAAAUCAUUAGAUGAGUUGGAUAAUAAUUUGGAUAGUGAAUCAAUGGAUAAGCAGACGUCUAACAACAACAAGCCAGAUAUUUUACAAGAUGCUAUCAAACGUGAUUUAAUCUAUAAACCUCCACCGAUUCUGACAAUACAUUUGAAGCGAUUUCAACAGGUCGGUUUUCAAUUACGAAAAUCUCAGAAACGUAUUCACUUCCCAAUAUACUUGGAUAUUACUCCUUUCUGUUCUGUUCUCGCUGUGGUAAAUAGUUUUUUGCCAUCUUUCUUUGAUAAUAAUUAUUAUAACCUCUGUUCGUUUGGUAUACAGAAGUACCCAUUGUGUACAUUUAUAUUUGUCAAUACUGAUCAUAUGUAGCCUCUGCCAGGGAAGUCCUACUCACUGCCUUCUCAUGGCAUUACUGUUGUUUAUGAAAUUGAGAGGAUGAACAGUGAAUGUUUAACUCUUUAACCGUUUUGGUGAAUAUGAACGGUCCACCUAGGGGAGUUGGAAAACCCUGAUUCCAAACCAAUGGUGCACAUGGGCUCCAGGAUCCUGAGGAAACAAGUGGCGUAUGAACCUAUUAUUAGUCACCAGCUACCAUAAGACUGCUCCACUGCCUUGUGGAUCAGACCUUUUAGUCAAAGGCUCGGGGUGUGGCCACCUAAGAAAACCACCUGCUUCAGUUUGUGCACCUGGGCAGUAUCACAGUUCUCACACAAAUCGAAUGAAAUUUGUGAGGCGCAUAUUUAUCUGGUGCUUUCUUGUACCAAUAUUUAUCUGGUUAAAUAAAUAAAUAAUUAAAUAAAUACUGGCCAACGUAUCACCAGUUCUGUUCAAAUAUUUACGUCACUUAUUAUAUCUCAUGAAAUUAUGCUUUGUAUUGAUCGCUAAUUAUGCCCGACCGUUGCUGUUACCUUGACGUGGUGGUCGGGCUUGCCGAUCGUGAUGAACCAAUCGAGCUAUACUGGCUGGAACAAUCGUUCCUCAAGGUCCUACCAUGCCAGGCAGGUCGGUUGAAGAGCGGUAAGACUAAAAGCAACAAACCAAAGGUCCGAAGGAGAAGUCGUACUGCUGACAGUACAGAGGUGUAGCAGCAGUAAGGUGUUUCCUUUAGACAACCAGCAUGACAGUGAUGCUGCCUUCCCACAUGGAGGGUUGGGGUUAGAAAAGGUCGACCCUAAAAAUGCACACCUCGCUUUAUCCCACGGAUAUCCGUCUCCGACGGUAAGGUCCCAACAAGUAAGGAGCUAACACAAAAACUACCCACAAAAAGGUCAUGUGUGACCGACCCCAAGCAGUUGUCCCUUGGGCACUGCGGUCACGCUCUCAGGUCAUUAAGAUCUUUUCUUACCCAAUUUCCUUUUCAGGUACCCCUAGAAGAACCCUUCCACGGUGCGGGCAACCGGGAAGUGAUAACUGCCCUCAUACCUCUAACAGCACUCAAGAUCACUGACCUACUAUACAUUAGUAUUCUGAGAGGUGGUUAUUAGGAAAUAUUGCAGUUGCAGAGGUUCUGUUGAGCGUUUGGCGGUGAACAAGAUAAUUGAUUUUAAAGGUUUGUGAACUGUUAUCACUUUCCAUUUUCCCACACUCCGUAGAAAUGCAUUUUCUUGUGACGCUUGUAUUAUUAUUGAUUGUCUUGUCCAUCUGAAAAGAUGAUUACGGAGUCAAAUGUCAUUUACUUUAGAUUGGCCAGGUAUAAGCAGUUGUCUCUUGAUGGGUUGACAAGACUGUUACUUCUAGUCCAGCUUCUUUUUCUGCCUUCUCAGUAAGAUAUUGCUUCUACGAUAUUGGUAACAUGGUUUUAUAAACCACCCGUACACCUCUAGUUGCACUCGAUUCUACGACUGUAGGUUGAUCUAACAGAUCAUUUCUUGUGGUUAAAUUGUUGCUCACUCAACGAUCCUAUCUAAUAUUUCAUUAUAAUAAUUGGUUUGAUUCUUGUUUGACUCUGUGAAAUACAAGUAUUAUUUAAAAUUAUAGAGCAGAGGGGGUUUUGUGGAGAAUUUAGUAUUUUCACAGUUGAAAGCAUAAGUCAGUUGAAACUAGACUACCAUCGAAAACCUGGAAGGGCUCUGACUCGAGACUGGUAGGUCCUGGGUUCAAAUCUCGCGAGUGUGGGAUCGUGGAUUCGCACUUCUGAGGAGUCCCAUAAUAGGACGAAACGGCCGUCCAGUGCUUCCAGGUUUUCGAUGGUGUUCUAGCUUCAACUGACUCAUGAUUUCAACUGUGAAAAUAUUUAAAAUUAGUCUAAUGAAAUGUUAUUCCUCCAAUUCUCUAUUUGUUUAAACUUUACUUAUAGACCCGUUCCAAUCAAAUUCGUUAUCGUCUUUACGGUGUGAUUGAACAUACUGGACAUUUAACUUCUGGCCAUUAUGUAGCUUAUGUAAGUGUGCCAAAAUCAUACACUAAUUGUAAUGAUAAUGAAUCAGAUCUCAUGGAGAAUCAAUUCAUUGGCCCUUUGAAUCGUUCACCUAAAUGGCCUUUAUCUGUUAAUGAUUUAAUUCAACGUCUUCGUCGAUGUGAUCAUCAUCAACUGUUGUUAUCAUCGAAUAAUUUUAUGUCUUAUUCUAUUCAAAAUGACACCAACUCACUUGUGUGUAGUAAUAAUGAUGGCAACAAUACCAUCAAUCAUUCAACAAAUCAUAACCAUGAAGUGGUUAAUGAUGAUGAUCAUGAUGAUGAUCAUGAUGAUUCACGUCAAUGGUUCUAUUGUUCCGAUAGUCAUGUAACACGUGUAUCCCAGUCAACUGUAUUGAAUUGUCAGGCUUAUGUUUUAUUUUAUGAACGUAUUGAAUGAAGAGUACGUGGAGGUUUUAAAAACAAACAUAUUUAUGUAUACCUUAUGAGUGUAUGUGUGUGUGUGUGAAUGUGUAUAUAUUACCACUGGUUACUUUUCUUUCAUAAUAUCACUUACGUGAAAUGAUGAUUGUAAAUAGUUUCACUUUCCCUCUCUUUUUAUAUAUGAUCAAAUAGGUUUUGGGAAAAAAUAUAUAUGUUACAAGAAUG